Anarrhichthys ocellatus (wolf-eel) is the source of this 1901-nucleotide messenger RNA. RefSeq names its product activating molecule in BECN1-regulated autophagy protein 1-like. Lineage: Eukaryota; Metazoa; Chordata; Actinopteri; Perciformes; Anarhichadidae. The transcript is spliced from 4 exons. The record is from RefSeq and is a predicted model, not a curated record. The coding region runs from base 161 to 1084 and encodes 307 amino acids.
UAAUCUCAGUCAUAUCAGUCAUCAAUAAGCCGACAGUCUAACCUGCUCGUCUGGUUCUCUCUCUGACACUAAGUGAAAGGAAGAAGCUCUUGCAUUAGGAGCAGAUGUCGUCCUCUGUUCUGUCGGGUUUCCCUUCAGCUCCUCUGAUCACAUUAUCUUAAUGGUGGAUGUGAACAGGAAGGAGCUGAUUGGAGGAGGAGGAGGUGGUCAAUUAGUGCUUUUUAACGAGCUCGGUGUCUCUGUGAUUCCACGAAGACGACGUCCCUCCUCUGUUUAUAGCUUCCUGAGUGGAUUAAUAAGUGUGUGCGUGUGCGCGUGUAGGUUCUACCGUAGUGAUGGUGAGAGCCCUGCGGAGUCGAGCAGCGAACCUUUGUUCUCCGUCAACAACAGUGGAACCAGCCGGACCCGAAGUUCUGAGAGAUCAGGUCCGAACCGCUCCGGCUGGAGGCUGGACAGAGACAUGGGCUUGAUGAACGCCAUUGGUCUCCAGCCCCGACACCCCGCCCCCUCAGUGACAUCACAGGGAACCCAGACGCCAAUCAUCCAGCUGCAGAACGCCGAGACCCAAACGGAGAGGGAUCUGGAGCCCAGCGUCACCCCCCCUCCUGCAGCCAACGUUCCUCCUGAGACUCCGUCCACCAGCCGAGCAGUUUCAGGGCAGCCGGAGGCUCAGAGUGACGCAGCUUCAGGGGAGGCCAACACAUCCGCCGCUGCAGAGUCUCCAGACUUCGGUUCUGGUGAAGACGCUCUGGCUCGAAUCCGCCGUCUGAUCGCUGAGGGUGGGAUGACGGCAGUGGUCCAGAGGGAGCAGAGCACCACCAUGGCGUCCAUGGGCGGCUUUGGCAACAACAUCAUCGUCAGCCAUCGCAUCCACCGCGGCUCCCAGACGGCCGCGGGGGCCUCCAGGCUGGCGGCGGCGGACCCCUCUACCUCGGGGCCUCUCCUCACCAUCACUCAGACCUACACCCCCCCACAGGCUCCGGCCCCCUGGGCCCCCCAGCCCUCCGCCCCCCCCAUGGACGACGACUCCCUGCCAGGCCCCUCCUCUUCCCACGGUUACCCCGGGGACCCGUACAGCAGGUAGUCCUCCCUUUGGUCGAGAGAAGCAGAGCGCUGCUCCUCGAAGCCUUAUCUCUCAAAAGAAAUGGGUGCUCCUUUGACUCUAAACAGGGUCUCCCGCCUGGAACAGAAGGGACUCGCCCCCCCCCCCCCACCCCACCACCUCUGCACUUCUAUAGAAACCCACCUGAAGCUGAACCGCCAUCAUUCCUCCACCAGAAAGGGCUUUUACUUGAACGGAGGCUCAGGUAGCCGAGCUCCUCUUCGCCCGAAUCUCUCCAAGUAUCAGCAGCAUGAUGAAGGAAGAGGUCAUCACAGUGCCAUGUCUAUGGGGGGGGUCUUUACACACACACACAUUUACUCCAACGUUCUGCAUUCGGUGCCAUGUUAUGUUGACAUUUGAUGUGAAAUAGUGUGUGAUUGAAGUGUUUCAAAAAGUGAAUUCAGCACUACUUUUAUUUUGAAGCCUGUUUUUGUACGGUGUGUAAUUAUGUUUGAAAAGAAGAGAUGGAGGCGGGACUCUAUCAAGACUCUACUAAGACUCUAUUAAGACUCUAUCAUGACUCUGGAUCCUGGCUCCAGGCUGCUGGCGUUGGCUGACUGAACGGACUGAACUGAAUCUGCUGCAUGUGUUAGUUCAUAAAACCAACACGUCUUCUUCUUCUUCUUCUUUAAAGGCUGAAGAGGAGACGAACAUUUCCCCCCCAAACAAACAAAGCUCAAAACUCUACCAGACAAUAACUCGAUAUUCUUCAUGAGACUAAAGCUUAGAAACUGUGUGUGUGUGUGUGUGUGUGUGUGUGUGUGUGUGUGUGUGUGUGUGUGUGUGUGUGUGUGUGUGU